AUGCACGACGGGGCCCGCCACGUGUACGACGCGGCCAGGCGCGUUUCCGUGGUGGCGGUGGCCACGGCGCGCUGUUUCCAGAUCUACCGCCACGUGCUCGGCGCCGAUUUCGGCGGCGACGCCGCCGGGCGGCACGCGGCGCUCGCGGAGGCCCACUUGGCCGCGGCGCGCGUGGCGUUGCGUGCGCUCGAGGAAAACGGCGGCAUCUACAUCAAGUUGGGCCAGCACGUGUCCGCGUUGACGUACCUCCUCCCGCCGCAGUGGACGGAGACCAUGACGCCGCUCCAGGACCGGUGCCCGCGGCUGUCGCUCGCGGAGAUCGAGCUGAUGUUCCGCCAGGACAUGGGCGUGCCGCUCGCCGAGUACUUCAGCGACUUCGACCCGCAGCCCGUGGGCGUGGCGUCCUUGGCGCAGGUGCACAUCGCCACGCUCCGGGCCACGGGCGAGCGCGUGGCCGUCAAGGUGCAGCACCCGCUGCUCGCGCGCUUCGUGCCCUUGGACGUGUACAUGACGCGGACCGUGUUUGGGCUCAUGAACCGCGUGUUCCCCGAGUACCCCAUGGCGUGGCUCGCGGACGAGCUCCAGAACUCCAUCUACGUGGAGCUCGACUUCACCAACGAGGCCGCCAACGCGCAGAGGACCGCGGCGCAGUUCGCGCCGCUCCGGCGCCGCACCGCGUUGCGCGUGCCGGCCGUCGUGUCGGCCGAGAAACGCGUCUUGGUCAUGGAGUACGUGGCGGGCGCCCGCCUCGACGACUUGGCCUACAUGGAGAAGCACGGCAUCCGCACGCGCGACGUGCUGGCGUGCCUCUCGCACGUCUUCAACUCCAUGAUCUUCUCGCCGGGCUUCGGCUUGCACUGCGACCCGCACCUCGGCAACUUGGCCAUCCGCGCCGCGGACCCGCGCUCCAGCACCACCGGCCGCAACUUCGAGAUCGUGCUCUACGACCACGGCUUGUACCGCUACAUCCCGUUGCAGAUGCAGCGCGACUACGCGCACUUCUGGCUCGCCAUCUUGGACAACGACGUGCCGCGCAUGAAGCACUACGUGGAGAAGUUCUCGGGCGUGCUGGGCGACCAGAAGUUCCGCAUCUUCGCCUCCGCCAUCACGGGGCGCGACCCGGACAGUGUGCUCAACUACGACAUCUCCAAGGCCCGCGACGACAAGGAGCUCUUGAACAUCCAGACCCAGCUCAACACCCCGGAGGUGCUCGAGGACUUGAUGGCCAUCUUGGCCAGCAUGCCGCGCAUGGUCUUGUUGAUCCUCAAGACAAACGACCUCACGCGCAACCUCGACGAAACCUUGAACCACCCGUUGGGCCCGGAGCGCACGUUCUUGAUCUUGGCAAACUACUGCGCCAGCGUCGUGUACCGCGAGGCCGUGGACGCCGUCGGCAGGGCUUCCGCCGCGUACUCGUGGGCGCGCAUGAAGGGCACCGUGGCCGCGUGGCUCGCCUACCGGAAGAGACUAUGCUCAUUGUACUUUCUCGACGCGGCCGUGUUCGUCAGGAACAUCGUCCGUGCUUGA
Metschnikowia bicuspidata var. bicuspidata NRRL YB-4993 is the source of this 1527-nucleotide messenger RNA. RefSeq lists its product as uncharacterized. NCBI's taxonomy places the organism in Eukaryota, Fungi, Ascomycota, Pichiomycetes, Serinales, Metschnikowiaceae. The transcript has a single exon. Gene Ontology annotation, cellular component: mitochondrial inner membrane. The record is from RefSeq and is a predicted model, not a curated record. Gene Ontology annotation, biological process: mitochondrion organization; lipid homeostasis. Bases 1 to 1527 code for a protein of 508 amino acids.